UUGGAUAGUUGUUGGAUAGUCGAGAGAAAAAUGGCGAGGAUCACGUUGGAUCUUAUACGAAAGCGUUCGGAGCACAACGAGGGCGAGAUAUCAACGCUAGAGGAAAUCGCCUUGCAUCAGGAAAACAUAGAGAAGAUCGAAUUGAUCGACCGUACGUGCAAGGACUUGAGGAUUUUAUUAUUGCAGCACAACCUCAUCGCGAAGAUCGAGAAUCUGAGCAGACUGAAGAGACUAGAGUACUUGAACCUAGCCUUGAACAACAUAGAGGCCAUCGAGAAUUUAGAAGGUCUCGAAAGCUUGAAAAAGUUGGACCUGACGGUCAACUUCAUCGGCGAUCUACGAGGCAUUGACAAGCUAAGGUGCAACGAAAAUUUGGAGCAACUCUUCCUCAUGGGGAAUCCGUGCGCGGAUUACGACGGCUACAGGGAAUACGUGAUAGCGACGCUGAUGCAACUGAAGGAAUUGGAUGGGACUGUUAUCGAGCGAUCUGAACGCAUCAAAGCGUUGCAAGCCUGUGCUCGGAUCGAAGGAGAGAUUAUAAGGAGCUACGGGAGGUACAAGGAAACCAGGAAAGCGGAAAUACUUGCUCACGGAAGGUCACAAACGGAAAUCACUGAGGUCGAGAGUGAAGACGAGGAAGAGGAGAACGAGCAAUUUUGGCAGCGCACCAGUCACCACACGCCUGAGGAGCGCGUCGCCAUCGCCGAGAGGUGUCAACGUAGGGAGGAAAGAAGAAAUCGGGAAAAUAAUCAAAGAAACGUAGCGCCAACCUACGAGCCAAAGCUGUUCAGCGCAGAGGGCAAACCUUACAAUACGAAUCAGGCAAAGGUACCAUUCAAGCUGAUCGACGAGAACCACUCCGUUGUUCUGGAGAUCACCGUGUACAAGUGCGUGAGGCUAGAAAUCAUCCACUUCACGAGAGUUUGGUCUAGGUACCUGGACACACAAUACGUUGACGUGGACGUGCAACCAGAGUACGUUAGGGUAACGAUAAAGGGGAAAAUCCUGCAGUUGACCCUUCCCUGCGAGGUGUCUGUGGAUAAUAGCACGGCCAAAAGAAACACAACGAACGGCAAGCUGGUUAUAACGAUGCCACGCUUAAAGCCGUUGCCAGUCAUAAAGGCCAGAGUCACCAACUCGAACGAGAAACUCUCCAAAAUGAAGCGCAGUCGUGAAAUGGAACAAAAAUUGGGAACGACGAUGCGCCAAUACUUAGAAAUUGGCCCUGCCACGGAUCUAGAUUUCUCGAGGAUCGUCGGUAGAAGAAAGCCUGAUCGAGAGGUCGAACCUUCUUUCGGUAGGAGAGAUACUGAGAGUAUAUCGAGACAGGAGGAUUUUGCAGACGACAUGGAUGUGCCGCCGUUGGAAUAAUGAAGUUAUACUUUCUGGACACUGAUCUCUGUAUACUAGACAUGGUAUGGUGAUGCACAUCAAUUGCUAUAAGGGCGAGGCAUGUGAUUCAGAGAUGGCAUCUUACGUUUCCUACGCUCAUAAGCUCUGUACGACAUCCAAGGUACAGAGAUCGAUAUUCUAGGACUCUUGCUACGCUUACAAGCCCCAUAUCACACUCAGUAUACAAAAACCAGCGUUCCAGGAACCUGAACUGUUCG
Hylaeus volcanicus is the source of this 1610-nucleotide messenger RNA. RefSeq names its product dynein axonemal assembly factor 11-like (gene tilB). The transcript has 4 exons. Gene Ontology annotation, cellular component: cytoplasm. Gene Ontology annotation, molecular function: protein binding. Gene Ontology annotation, biological process: outer dynein arm assembly. Bases 31 to 1371 code for a protein of 446 amino acids. Lineage: Eukaryota; Metazoa; Arthropoda; Insecta; Hymenoptera; Colletidae. The record is from RefSeq and is a predicted model, not a curated record.